AUUCGUAGACAGGAUGCACUCAAUUCUGGCAGUACAGUCACUCUGAUUCCACUGCAUCUGUGUUUGUCUGCUGACACCGAAGAGGAUUUGCCCCAAAAUGAAACAGUAAUCCUUGAUGUUCUGUGUGACAGUGGAUUAAACAAAAGUCUGAGAGAAGUGGAAAGACAUGACAUGAAUACCCUGAGUUUGCCUGUUAAUAUUCGUCGUGGGGGUUCAGACACCAACCUCAACUUUGAUGUACCUGAUGGGGUCUUAGAAUUUCACAAAGUCAAACUAAGUGCAGAUAGCUUGAAACAAAAAAUCCUGAAAGUUACUGAGCAGAUCAAAAUUGAACAAACAGCCCGUGAUGGAAAUGUGGCUGAAUAUUUAAAACUGGUGAACAGUGCAGACAAGCAACAAGCAGGACGUAUUAAACAGGUCUUUGAGAAAAAGAACCAGAAGUCUGCCCACUCCAUUGCCCAGCUGCAGAAGAAAUUGGAACAGUAUCACAAAAAGCUCAAAGACAUUGAACAAAAUGGAUCCUCCAAGAGUACCAAGGAUAUUUCCAAAGACAGUCUGAAAGAUAUACAGCACUCUUUAAAAGAUGUCCUUGGCAAAUCUCGCACUACUGGUCAUGGAGCUGAGGGCAGCAAAUCGGGUGUGCCAGGGGUGUCCUUGACACCUCCGGUGUUUGUUUUUAACAAAUCUAGAGAGUUUGCAAACUUGAUCCGAAAUAAAUUUGGUAGUGCUGAUAAUAUUGCUCACCUCAAAAGUACCCUGGAUGAAUUUCGACCAGAAACUAGUUCUAGGGCCUAUGGUGGUAGUGCCACUAUUGUGCCUAAAACUAAAUAUGUUAGCGAUGAUGAAUGCUCGAGUGGGACAUCUGGCUCUGCAGAUAGCAAUGGCAAUCCUUCCUUUGGGCCUGGUGGAUCAGGCACUCUGGGCAACCAAGAAAAGCUUUCUAUGAUCUUGGAGGAACUGAGAGAAAUAAAGGAGACGCAAUCCCAAUUAGCUGAAGAUAUAGAGAACUUAAAAACACAGUUUAAAAGAGACUAUGGUUUUAUCUCUCAGACAUUGCAAGAGGAAAGAUACAGGUAUGAACGAUUGGAAGACCAACUAAAUGAUCUGACUGACCUCCAUCAGCAUGAAACAGCAAACUUGAAACAAGAGCUAGCUAGCAUAGAGGAGAAGGUGGCUUAUCAGGCCUAUGAGCGGUCACGAGAUGUUCAGGAAGCCUUGGAAUCAUGCCAGACCCGGGUUUCUAAGCUGGAACUCCAUCAGCAAGAACAGCAAGCACUGCAGUCAGAGACUGUUAAUGCCAAAGUACUCCUGGGAAAAUGUAUAAAUGUAAUCCUGGCCUUCAUGACAGUCAUAUUAGUGUGCGUCUCAACUAUUGCAAAGUUCAUAGCGCCUAUGAUGAAGAGCCGUUUCCAUAUCAUUUGCACUUUUUUUGCAGUGACUCUACUUGCAAUAUUUUGUAAAAACUGGGAUCACAUUGUCUGUGCCAUAGAAAGGAUGAUCAUACCAAGAUGAAUCCAUUAACCUGGAUGUUCUAUUUUUUUUUUAAAUGCUGCUGGAAUAAAGAAUAUGGAGGAACCUCAGGAACAGUUGAUGCAUCCUGAGAACCUUUUGUCCUCCUUUACUGCAGGUAAACAAUACAUUCCCAUCUUCGUUAGUGCUAAUGUACAUUAAGUCCUUUUUAUUGUUUGUGAUUUCCAGGUCUUUAGCCAGCAAUUGUAUUUCAGAUUCAAAAUCCUUUACUUUUACAAUGACUCAUGCUAAUAUCCAUUAGCCAUUUUAAUAAGCCAUCCUUCUUACAGAUGGUAUUUGUUUUACGUACUCAUUUCUAACUUUGUACAAUUUACCUUUAGAUAAAAAACCUAAUCUGGGGGCCCCAGUACUCUGAGCUGCUACACUAUUGACUUCUUAUCAUUUACUGCCAUUUUUGUUAACCUUUUUAUGCAAUUUAUAUACAUGUUCCAGACUAAACUUUUGAAAAAAUCAUGCAUUUCUAUAACACUUAAGUGGUUCACAAAAUAACAUGGAUGGAUGCUAUUUAUCAGUAGCUUUACCAAACUCAAGAAGAUAAAUUUAGUCUGGCAUGAUCUAGUUUUAUUGAUUUAACCUUGCUGGUUCUAAUGUUGAAGAUCUGAAGUUUUGAUUUAAUUUAUGUAAUCUAUCCUGACUGUUUCCAGGAUCAGGACUUAAAUACCACAAGCCUACUUAUAUCUGAAAGGUCAAUCAGUAUCUCUUAAGCAGAAAAUUUGUUAUAGUGCAACAUAUGAACAAGAGAGCAUCAAUGCAUGGGUGAAUUGUGGUGACCUGCUGUACUACCCUCACAUGGUCAGAGUUCAAAAUGGGGACAUAGCAUUCUGGAGUGAGCCAGGUGGGGUCACAAGAAAGGUUUUAGACUUGCCUAAUAAAUUCGACUAAUUCCAAAUAAAACAUAGUGACAUGUUACAUAGCAAUAUAGUUCGAUAUUGGCUUUGUAUCAGGAAGAUGGCAUACAAAGAAAUUGCUAGAAAUAUCUAAAGUAAGAAAAAGCAGUGUUCUUUCUUUAAGUUACUGUAUUCUAACUAGCAAUUGGGCAUGUCACCUAUUUACAGUCAAGAAGUAAUAGUCUUGCUAUUGCCCUUGCAAGGGUCUGAGGCAUGAACAACCUGGGGAUUGCAGAUUGUCAGUGGUGGGGUGGCAAGCGGUGACCGCUUGCAGGCGCCACCAACAGUGUUGGCGAUGCCUUUUUUUGUAGGGGGUGCACAGCCAUGCCAGGGGGUACACGUGCACCCACGUGCACCCCCUAUGUGUCGCCCCAGGUCUGGGGCCUACCCUUGUUGCUGUCCUGUACUAGGAAGAUCCAGCUGCCUUACCCAGACUGUCUCUGGGGAUGCCACACUUCUUGACCACUGUCAUACAGUCAGCUGUGACUGAAAAAAAAAUAGUUUGUACAUUCUGUGUUCCUAAAACAAUGUGUGUGUUUUACUUAGGGGUGUGUGGUAGGCAAAAAAAUGUGGUCCUUGGUGGCACAGCAACCUGGGGCAUACCAAGUUCCUUGGAAAGCUCAGACAUUGGUUUCUAGCCCAUGCUGAAGCUGUCACUACAGCUUCAGUACUAUUGUUACCCAUUCUAGCUGGAUUAAAGCUAGCAUGAGUGAAGGCUGAAAGAUGUGUGUGGUGGUGGUGGGGGAAUAAUACACUUUACAAGAAGCAGCAGUGUGUUAAUUUUCUUUGAUUCUAUGAAGCAAGGUUGGAAAGGACCUCAGGAGGUUAUCAGUCCAACUCCCACUUUGACCUGGCUCUGCAGCAUCUGUAUAGAUUGGGCUCUUCAACGGGGCUUUUUGGAGCUUUUAGCUAAAACUGAUUAAAUCAGCUAUUAGAUAAAAUCACCAAAAAUACCAUACUAAAGUGCCCAGUCUAUACAGACAUUGGGAGCUGGGUGCAACUAAUGCAAUGCCUCUUCUGGGCAUGCGCUGGGCUCAACACAGGCAUACGCCAAGUUUAAAGUUCCAUUUUUGGGAGGUUUUUUUUUAACUACAUCUUCAAGCAGCCAGUGUUCCUAUCUAAGCCACAACUGCACCUUCUCUUGCUGUGUAGGCACACCCUUAAAUAUGCCUGUUUUCAAGGCCUUUUCACACUGAGAAUUUUCUUGGCCUUCUUGGUUAGUGUCUUGUGUCUUCUGACCAGUUCUCACUAGCUUUUGUGUAAGGCUUAUCCCUACAGAUGUUUUUUCCUUCAGUUCCAUUUAAGAGAAAGCAUUUUGAACUCUUAUUAAAAUAUAAGAUUACUUUUUUAGUAUGCUUAUUUCAUUCAGUCCCUUUAGGUAUAUGCAUAACUUUUUGAAAUGCUCUCUCACAGAAGAUGUUGAAUUUUAUUUUAUUUUUCUUCUAGCUGAUUCUGCCUGGCAUUCAAAGAACUACUUCACUUUACC
Molecule: messenger RNA, 3903 nt
Organism: Alligator sinensis (Chinese alligator)
Lineage: Eukaryota; Metazoa; Chordata; Crocodylia; Alligatoridae
Gene: TMCC3
Product: transmembrane and coiled-coil domain family 3
Exons: 7
Coding region: 172-1512 (446 amino acids)
Cellular component (GO): endomembrane system
Source: RefSeq, a predicted model, not a curated record